Brassica oleracea var. oleracea is the source of this 1792-nucleotide messenger RNA. RefSeq lists its product as uncharacterized. NCBI's taxonomy places the organism in Eukaryota, Viridiplantae, Streptophyta, Magnoliopsida, Brassicales, Brassicaceae. The record is from RefSeq and is a predicted model, not a curated record. Bases 247 to 1617 code for a protein of 456 amino acids. The transcript is spliced from 15 exons. Gene Ontology annotation, molecular function: protein binding; DNA-binding transcription factor activity.
CUUCUCUCUUUCUCUCUCGCGAAAACAGUUCACUGGAAUCUCUCCAAGCCCAAGAUUCUCAAUUUCGUUUCUUUUCGCUCAAGUAAACUUAGCGUCAAUGCUUGGUCUCUAAAGCUAUCGACUUUGAAGAAGAAGAUCGAAUUAGGGUUCGGAAUUGUUUAGGCGGUUGGUUUCUUUAUCAUCAAACAAUCGAAACUCUGAAGUCAAUUCAAGAUUUGACUCGCUUAUCUUUGGGCUGAAGCUAUCAUGGCGCAGAGUAAUUGGGAAGCUGAUAAGAUGCUUGACGUUUACAUAUAUGAUCAUCUGGUGAAAAAGAAACUGCAUAACACUGCUAACUCGUUCAUGACUGAAAGGAAAGUCUCUCCGGAUCACGUUGCAAUUGAUACUCCUGGUGGGUUUCUGUUCGAGAGGUGGUCUAUGUUCUUGGACAUCUACAAUGCUAAGACGAAAGAGAAGCUUUUAGACUCUGCUGUAGAGUAUGAGCUUAACGUUUACAUAUAUGAUUAUCUGGUGAAGAAGAAACUGCAUUACACUGCUUACUCGUUCAUGACUGAAGUGAAAGUCUCUAUGGAUCCUGUUGCAAUUGAUACUCCUGGUGGGUAUCUUUCUCAGUGGUGGUCUGUGUUCUGGGCCUUCUUCGUUGCUAGUACGAAUGAGAAGCAUUCGGAGUCUGCUGCAGAGGCGCAUCAAGGAGGUGUUUCGGCAGCAAUUCAGUCAAGCAUUCAGCAGACCCCUCUUAUCAACAUGCCGCAAGGACAGCAAUCUUCUUCUCACCAACAAGAUCCUUUUCAAUCACAGCAGCCGUCAACGUAUACCCCUGUCGAAAGAGUAGCUAUAACUCGUAACAUGCCAAAAGGGCCAAUGAUGUAUGGUUAUGAUGCAAACCAACUGCGUUAUGAGAUGUGGGCUGACAUGGACCCGUUUGGAGAUGUGGGAGCCCUAGAUGAUGAAGAUGUAGAGAGAGUGUUUAACUUCAUAAACUGGAACCCUUCUGAGUAUUAUAUAGAGGCGCAACAAGAUAAAGCGAAGGAGCAGCAAAUUCAAAUGAAGCAACCGAAUCCAAUGAACACUGAGACAUCCCAACCAGGAACAACCUAUAAUGGUGAGAUGGAUCAAGGGAAUCAUCAAGGAGGAGGUGUAUCGGCAGCAGUACUGAAGCAACUUAAGUCACGAACUCAGCAGACCCCUUUGGAAGCUGGAGAAGGAGAGUCACGUAAGCGAUGCAAAUGCAAAAAGUCCAAGUGUUUGCAACUUAAGUGUGAAUGCUUUGCUGCUGGAGUCUAUUGUUCUACAGAGCCACCAUGCUCAUGUUUAUAUUGCCACAACAUACCUAUUCAUAACGAUACCAUCUGGGCUAGUCGCGAAAACAUCGAGUCUCGGGACCCACUUGCAUUUACUCCUAAAAUCAUCGGUAGAAGCUCAGAUUCAGUUCAAGAAACCAGGGAGGGCGAUGCUAGCAAAACUCCAGCUUCUGGCCGCCAUAGACGUGGCUGCAACUGCAAGAAAUCAAACUGUUCGAAGAAAUACUGUGAAUGCUUUCAGGGCGAUGCGGGCUGUUCCAUAAAAUGUAGAUGUGAAGAUUGUAAGAACACAUUCGGCGUUAAACCUUCUUCUUAGCUUCAGUUUCCAAACCCAACAAAGAAAAAGAUAAACAGUUGGGCAAAAGGUUAUAUGUACAUUCAUUUUUACUAUUAGAAAACGAAGUUUGCUUUUUGUAAAAGAUAUUUGUUGCAAGGGGAAGUCGAACCCGUGUGUGGGAAAUGAGACUUAGGUUCAAUGUAGUCAUAUAAAU